Messenger RNA from Pelecanus crispus (Dalmatian pelican), 1814 nucleotides. Lineage: Eukaryota; Metazoa; Chordata; Aves; Pelecaniformes; Pelecanidae. The record is from RefSeq and is a predicted model, not a curated record.
GUCUCUCAGCAGCCAAACUGCUGACUGAGUCAGGCUUGAACGUGGUGUUGCUGGAAGCCAAUGACAGGGUUGGUGGAAGAACUUUCACCGUAAGGAAUAAGCAAGUUAAAUAUGUGGACCUUGGAGGAGCUUACGUGGGGCCAACACAAAAUCGUCUCCUGCGGUUAUCUAAAGAGUUAGGAAUAGAGACAUAUAAAGUGAAUGAAGUUGAGCACCUGAUACACCAUGUCAAGGGCAAGUCUUACCCCUUUAAAGGUCCAUUCCCUCCUAUGUGGAAUCCAUUGGCCUACCUGGACUACAACAACCUGUGGAGGACCAUGGAUGAAAUGGGAAAGGAGAUUCCCAGUGAAGCCCCAUGGAAGGCUCCACAUGCGGAAGAAUGGGACAAAAUGACUAUGCAAGAUUUCAUAGAUAAAAUUUGCUGGACAAAUGCUGCCAAGAGUUUUGCAACUCUGUUUGUGAAUGUGGAUGUCACUUCUGAACCCCACGAGGUCUCUGCCCUUUGGUUUUUGUGGUACGUGAAGCAGUGUGGGGGGACAACAAGGAUAUUCUCAACAACCAACGGAGGGCAGGAGAGGAAGUUUGUUGGGGGCUCUGGCCAGAUCAGCGAGAAAAUAAUGGAGCGCCUGGGAGGCCGGGUGAAGCUGAGGAAGCCGGUCAUCCGCAUCGACCAGUCGGGUGAAAGUGUCAUAGUGGAAACCUUAGAUCAUGAAUUAUAUGAGGGCAAAUAUGUGAUCAGUGCCAUUCCCCCAGCUCUUGGUUUGAAGAUUCAUUUCAACCCACCUUUGCCACCAAUGAGAAACCAGCUCAUCAACCGAAUCCCGAUGGGCUCAGUCAUCAAGUGCAUUGUGUACUAUAAGGAAAUUUUCUGGAGAAAGAAGGGGUACUGUGGUACCAUGAUCAUUGAAGAUGAGGAUGCUGCAAUUGGUUUGACACUUGACGAUACUAAGCCUGAUGGCAGCUUUCCUGCCAUAAUAGGCUUCAUUCUUGCUCGGAAGUGUAGAAGACUGACAGGUCUCACAAAAGAAGAAAGGAAAACAAGGCUGUGUGAGCUCUAUGCAAAGGUUCUAGGAUCAGAGGAAGCUUUACAUCCAGUGCAUUAUGAAGAGAAGAACUGGUGUGAAGAGCAGUAUUCUGGGGGCUGCUACACAGCCUACUUCCCACCAGGCAUAAUGACUCAGUAUGGAAGGAUUAUUCGGCAGCCUGUUGGCAGGAUCUAUUUUGCUGGCACAGAGACAGCCACAGAGUGGAGUGGAUACAUGGAGGGGGCUGUACAGGCUGGAGAAAGAGCAGCCAGAGAGAUACUGUUUGCUAUGAGGAAAAUCCCAGACAGUGAAAUUUGGAAGCCAGAACCUGAAUCAAUUGAUGUUCCAGCUUUGCCCAUCACUACAACCUUCUGGGAGAGGAACUUGCCAUCUGUGCCUGGACUGCUAAAGCUGAUUGGAUUUUCCACUUUCUUCACCUCUGUGGCUGCAGCUGGGUUAUUUGCCUACAAAAAGGGACUUCUAGUUCAAAACUGAAAAAGGUGCCAACGCAAAGCCUCACACUUGAGCGUUUUUCUUUUUUUCGGAGGUUUUUUUGGCAUGUACUUCCCUGUCUCCAAAAUCGGAUCAGGACUGGGGAAGAGGAGAAAACAGUAGAGGGAAGAGGCUGGAGGGGAGGGGUAAAGGAAAGGGAUCCAUAUUGAAAAAGAACCCCUUGAAUCCAGGCCUACUUCUGGCAGUAACUUUUUGGUUGUUGAAUUUCUAGGAUACCCUGCCAAGCGUUAUCACCUUGAGGUUUUUAUCCAGAUCUCAGAACAGAAGUGACAAAAU